This is a messenger RNA of Engraulis encrasicolus (European anchovy), 1636 nucleotides long. Its product is annotated as cytochrome P450 2M1-like. Gene Ontology annotation, molecular function: oxidoreductase activity, acting on paired donors, with incorporation or reduction of molecular oxygen, reduced flavin or flavoprotein as one donor, and incorporation of one atom of oxygen; heme binding; iron ion binding. The record is from RefSeq and is a predicted model, not a curated record. Bases 17 to 1522 code for a protein of 501 amino acids. The transcript has 9 exons. Gene Ontology annotation, biological process: xenobiotic metabolic process. Gene Ontology annotation, cellular component: intracellular membrane-bounded organelle; cytoplasm. Lineage: Eukaryota; Metazoa; Chordata; Actinopteri; Clupeiformes; Engraulidae.
UUCAUCCUCCAGCAAGAUGGAAGUCCUUAUUUCUGCUCUUCAAACAAAUGUUCUUUCUCUCAUUUUAGGCGUGAUAAUAGUGGGGUUGCUUUGGAUGAAUCGAGGUAAGCAGAGUAGUUUUCAAAGACUGCCACCCGGCCCACCUCCUGCUCCACUUGUUGGCAACCUAUUCCAAGUAGACACGAAGGAACCGUACAAAUAUUACCUUGGGCUAAGCCAGAAAUAUGGGUCAGUGUGCACGAUAUGGCUCGCCAGUAAACCAUGUGUCAUCGUGUCUGGAUACCAGACCAUCAGAGAUGCCUUCAUCACCCAGGGAGAGGCGUUCAGUGGGAGGGCUCUGUACCCGCUACUGGUCAGGUCCACUGGAGGAUAUGGUGUGAUGGUGAGCAGUGGGCAGCGAUGGAAGGAUCUGCGUCAGUUCUCCCUCACGACGCUGAAGAACUUUGGGAUGGGCAAGAGGAGCAUCGAGGAGCGCGUGCAGGAGGAAGCUAGGAGCCUGGUGAGGGCAUUCCAGGAAUAUGAUGGUGCACCGUUCAACCCCAAAGAUCUGCUGUGUAAUUCUGUGGCCAAUGUCAUCUCCUCGAUUGUGUUUGGACACCGGUUUGAGUACAACGAUCCAGACUUCUUGCUGCUCUACAACACGAUCAAUGCAUACUUCAACAUGCUCAACAGUUCAUUUGGCAUGCUUUACAACAUCUCGCCAAGACUGAUGGGGCUCUUCCCUGGAAGUCACAAGGAGCUGUUCUCCCAGCUGGAUAAAUCCCAUGCUUAUGUCAAGAAACAGGCAGAGAUCCGACUCAGGAAUCUGGACGCCAACUCCAUCCCUCAGGAUUACAUAGAGGCCUUCAUGAUCAAGAUGAUACAGGAGAGAGACUCACCCAAGACCGAGUUCACCUAUGACAACCUGUUGGGCUCCGUGUGGAACCUCUUCUCAGCGGGCACAGAGACCACCUCCUCCACCCUCAGACAGAUACUGUUGCUGAUGGCCAAACACCCUGACGUUCAAGAAUGUGUCCAGAGGGAGAUAGACGAGGUGAUUGGGCAGGACAGGAGUCCGUGCCUGGAGGACCGCUCUAAGAUGCCCUAUACUGACGCCGUGAUCCACGAGACUCAGCGCACCGCGGACCUGGCGCCCACCUCCGUGCCUCACAAGGUCAUGACCGACACAGAAUUCAAAGGCUUCCACAUCCCCAAGGGUACUAUGGUCUUGCCUCUCCUUUCAUCAGUUCUCAUCGACCCAAAACUGUGGAAGAACCCCGACAGCUUUGACCCCCAGAACUUCUUAGAUGAGGAGGGGAAAUUUAAGAGGAAUGUUGGCUUUCUUGCUUUUGGAUUAGGUAAGCGUGUCUGCCUGGGGGAGGGUCUGGCCCGUGCGGAGCUCUUCCUCUUCUUCACCUCACUGCUCCAGCGCUUCACCUUUGUGGGCACUGUGCCUCCAGACGAGAUAGACACCACCCCCAGCUGCUGCAGCUUCGGCCGACAGCCCUGCACCUACGACUGUUACGCCAAACCCAGGCAGUAGUAGAUGGCAACAUCAAGGAUUGAAGGAGUGUUUAUUAGUCACAUACAUAGAGAUGAAUUAGUCUGUAUAACAUGCCUUGUGAAGCAAGCCGUCUGUGAUAACUGUACUGUAGAU